GAUCGCAGAGGGGGGGUCCGAUCGCCGGUCGUCCACACUUUUCUGCCAAAAAAAAAGAAAGAAAGAAAAGUUGUGCAAAAUCUAUUUACCGGUGCACGGAGACGGUUACCAUGCGAUCCGCAGAGACUUUACGCACUCUUUCAUUUCGGUCGGAAUUGACCGAGCGAUAGAGGGAGUUUCAGGUAGUUUCUCUCUUUUUUUUCCACCUUUCUGUUUUUUUUGGACCGUGCUGGACGGGAGCUGUCUCCGGACGGAACAAAGUGAAUCUCUCCGGAGGCGCCGUGGUUCUAGAGGAUCUAUUCUCCUCCAUUCUGCCACCUACAUUACACUACAUGUAGCCGAGCGUUCGUGCCGUUCAGUCAACAGCUACACGCAACACCAACAUGAGAGCUCAGAUCGAGGUCAUUCCCUGUAAGAUCUGUGGAGAUAAGUCCUCAGGAAUCCACUAUGGAGUCAUCACCUGCGAAGGCUGCAAGGGUUUCUUCCGGCGCAGCCAGCAGAACAACGCCAUGUACUCGUGUUCCCGCCAGAGGAACUGCCUGAUCGACCGAACUAACCGCAACCGCUGCCAGCACUGCCGCCUACAGAAAUGUCUGGCUUUGGGCAUGAGCAGAGACGGUAACCACACGCAAACGCAAUGUACGGUCAAAUUCGGCCGCAUGUCCAAGAAGCAGCGCGACAGCCUCUACGCUGAAGUGCAAAAGCACCAAAAGUCCCAGGAGUGUGCGGGCUCCGCUGGCGGGGGCGCUACUGCUCUGUCCGUGCCCAAGGAGGAGGGCGUCUGUGGUGGUGGAGGUGGAGGUGGUGGUGGUGGUGGAGGGGAGGACAGCAAGGAGGCUCUGAGUCGGUCCUACAGCAGCGGGGGCUCCAGCUCCACCCUCAGCGACCUAGAGGACAUCGCAGCGCUGCCGGACCUGUUUGACCUGCCGCUGACCCCCGAGGGGUCCGGCGAGUACUGCGGCCUGGAGCUGCUGGGCGGCGGAGCCAGCGCGGGGAACACCUCCAACUCAUCUUCCGCCUCUUCCUCCUCGUCCUCCUCGUCCAAUCAGAAUUCCCCGCAGCCGACAAUGCCGGACGGAGCGGACGCCGCCGGGAUCCACCUCCUGUGCGCACACUCUCUCACGCACCCUCUGCUGAAGCGCACGCAUGCGCUGCUGGAUCAUCUGCCCGAGGACUGCUCCAUAACAGAACUUGAGCGCAUCACUCAGAGUAUUCUCAAGUCUCACUUGGAGACAUGUCAGUACAGCGCUGAAGACAUGAAGAGAUUCACCUGGGCACAAUACACACCUGAGGAAACGCGUGCUUUUCAAAGCAAGUCAGCUGAGUGGAUGUGGCAGCAGUGUGCACACCACAUCACCAACGCCAUUCAGUACGUGGUGGAGUUUGCCAAGCGUAUCGCUGGCUUCAUGGACUUGUGCCAGAAUGACCAGAUUAUAUUGCUGAAAGCAGGCUGUCUGGAGGUCCUGCUGAUCCGCAUGUGCCGAGCUUUCAACGUCAACAACAGCAGCAUUUUCUUCAAUGGAAAGUUCGCCCUCGCUCAGUUCUUCAAAGCACUUGGUUGUGAUGACCUGGUCAGCGCGGUGUUUGACCUGGGAAAAGGACUCUGCCGUCUCCAGCUGUCUGAUGAGGAGAUGGCUCUGUUUAGCGCUGCCGUUCUAUUAUCUCCAGAUCGGCACUGGCUAACAGAAGGCCAAAAAAUAAAAAAACUCCAGGAGAAGGUGUACCUGGCUCUGCAGCACAGUCUACACAAGAGUGGAGCUUCAGAAGAGAAAAUGGACAAGAUUGUGUCCAAGCUGCCCAUGAUGAAGUCUAUCUGCAACCUCCACGUGGAUAAACUAGAGUUUUUCCGUUUGGUCCACCCAGAGACCGCCUACAGCUUCCCACCACUGUACCGGGAAGUGUUCGGCAGUGAGAUGUCUCUGCCGGACUCCACCAACGGCUAGAAAGGCCGAUAGACAAACAGAGACGGAUGGAGAGUGUAUUGAAAAGUAGGGAAGCAAGAAGGACGCACAGAGAAGGAUAGAGAUGUUGAAGCUCAUCAACCAGCAGUUAAGAGACAAUCCAGGAUUUCUAAUACUCCGUCUCCCGUGAUCCCAAAGAAGUCCUCCACCCUCCCAGCAGGCAAAGCACCUUACACUACAGACCACACAGGCUCACGGCCCUCUGCACACUGUAGCAUAAACAACACGCGGAUGGGUAUAGAAGUAAAAACAGCCCACUAGAACACACUCGUUUAACAUCAGAUCCACUGUGGAGCAGAAACUAGUUAUGAAUGUACCUCAUCGAAACGCACCAGUGCAUCAGCCAGAAGCCAACAACAGUGAAUGUACAAACCUGACACCAUUUACAGAGUUUUACACUAAGUAUUAGAAUGAAGUUGUGUAGAUUCACAGGUCCCACUAUUAAUUCACCUUUGUCAAUACUUCUUUCUACAUUAAUACAUCUCCGUAGGGUACGCCUGCGUAUUCGUACAGACAAUAUCCGCCGUACCGACAAUCGCUUAGGGACCAAGAUCUGGAGUCAUUUUCUCUGAUAGGGAACACACAUGACUCUGGGCUUGGGCCGAGCUCUUUAAUCAGCUGAGAACGCGCUUAGCAGUUAGACAGUGUUCGGUGCUGCCUUUUUGUACAGGCUCUUGUAAUGCAAUGAGAAACCUCAGUCCCAUGCACCCCUUUCCUUGUAAAUGCCACUUAGAGACAGGAUAAGAUGAAAUUAUCUUUAAUUUAUAUACACAUUUAUACACAUAUUUUAAAUAAGAUGUAAAUAGAUGACUAUAUGAGUAUAUGGAGAGAGUUGGAAUGUGUGAGUUCACAGAGAGAGGGAGAGAAAAGUACGUUGUAAGACGUGGAACAAAGAUGGAUGAUAUUCGGACUCAAAAUCUGGACUACAUCUCCUCCUGGCAGUUUUCUCAGGUUCCCAUUGAAACAAUCCCCUCUUGCACUGAAGGCAAAACCCAGCGGGGUUAUGGGAGGUCAUCGCGCAAGUGACGGGAUUGACGCUUGUUUCAGAAGCGGCACAGCAGGGGGUGCUGUGUACCUUUUACAAGGACAAAAACGUUUAAAUGAGUUUUUAGGCUGCGCUAUUGCGUCCUAACUAAAGAGACGAGAGACACAUGGAAACUAAGAGAAAGGACAAGGCAAAAAAUGACUUCCUGAACUUCAUAAUAAAACGGGAUGCACAGGGUAUCCCCCACCUUUUUCUAACCAGCAGUCAGUACAAUAAGGUGUAGUGUAAUUGUCUUUCACUCAUAGUUUCAGUUGGAUAAUGGCCAGAACAUGGAAGAUAUAUAUAAUAUGUAUCAUGAACCCUCCUUGCUGGUCGAAAAGAAUUGUAUUAUUUUGUACAUUUGCUGUUCCUCUCUCAUUUUAGUCCAUAUCCCAAACACUUGUCCAAACACCAAGCACUUCAUCCUCACUGGACACUAAUCUACGGGCAGAGAGAGCUACUCCCCCCCUGAGUAAGACUUUAGGGUCAAUCUGUUUUAUUAUUUUAGUUUUUUAUUCCAUAUCCGAUACACAAGGUCACCUAUAACUGUUUACAUUGUUUAUGUACAUAACACACUAUCUGAAGGUUGUUACAUUGAGAUGAGGAUGAUGUCUUACCCCGGCGUGCUGUGAAGUUUCUUGAGCAGAUUCUGAGGACCUUCUGCCUACCGCUCAGGGAGCUGGCUGUGGUCUCGUGUCCCUUUUUUAUUACCAGUGUCGUCCUUUAGCAUCGUGCUUCUCACACAUUUGCACCUAAAAUAAAAACCCAUUACCCAAAUUAAUGUGGACGUAAUUUCUAUUUUUGUGAAUGUCACCCAAAAAGUAUCGAAGCCCAUCCCAUUUGUCCUGAUAUUGUGAAAUCAAAUUGACAACAUAGGAAUUGAAAAAAAAAAAUCUUUUAGCACUACGGAAGAAUUCAUUAUAAGGGUUUAAUGUUUCUUUUUGCUGUGAUUUUCUUUUAUUUGUCAGUCUUUUAUCCACUGUUUUCUUGUGUCUCCACUCUUGUCUUGUAAAGUCAGUGAUCUAUUUUUUAAUUGAAGACCGACUACAGUACAAACAAAAAAUAAUACUUUGUCUCCCUUCUCUUUUCCUAUAUGACACAAUGUACAAGAGGUAUAUUACUCGUCCAAGAGUAACUAAAUCACAUGGCUCUAUAUAUAUUGUUGUCCAAUGGGAUACAUUAUAUGUGGUUUUAAGAAUGUAAUAAAUGGUUUCCUUUUCUUUUGAA
Messenger RNA from Gasterosteus aculeatus aculeatus (three-spined stickleback), 4212 nucleotides. Its product is annotated as nuclear receptor ROR-beta. Gene Ontology annotation, molecular function: nuclear receptor activity; RNA polymerase II cis-regulatory region sequence-specific DNA binding; zinc ion binding. NCBI's taxonomy places the organism in Eukaryota, Metazoa, Chordata, Actinopteri, Perciformes, Gasterosteidae. Gene Ontology annotation, biological process: regulation of transcription by RNA polymerase II. The record is from RefSeq and is a predicted model, not a curated record. Gene Ontology annotation, cellular component: nucleus.